Messenger RNA from Phanerochaete carnosa HHB-10118-sp, 489 nucleotides. RefSeq lists its product as uncharacterized. The record is from RefSeq and is a predicted model, not a curated record. Lineage: Eukaryota; Fungi; Basidiomycota; Agaricomycetes; Polyporales; Phanerochaetaceae. The transcript has a single exon. The coding region runs from base 110 to 403 and encodes 97 amino acids.
UACCGCUCAUCUCGCCCUCCAGGGUUCGGCUUCGUUGAGUUUGAGAGCUCUCGUGACGCCGAGGAUGCCGUCCACAAUUUCAAUGGCAAGAGCUUCAUGGGCGCCAAGUAUGGCCAGGAGCGUGUCCAAAGCAUGGACAAGUAUGCUGACGUUUGUGUUUUCUAGCAUCGUCGUGGAGUUUGCCAAGGAAUCCCGUCCAAAGCGCGACACCUACGAGACCGACCGUCCUCCUCGUACUAGAAGGCCCCCUGGCCAUCGCCUCGUUGUGUCUGGAAUCUCGCGCGACACCAGCUGGCAGGUAUGCGUCUUCCCACGCUGUUCGCUUCGAUACCCGGCGUCAGAAGACCAAUCAGACGAUUCGAUUGCGAGAGCUAACACUAACUUCUCCCUUCACAGGACUUGAAAGAUUUUGGUCGCGAAGCCGGAAGCGUUUCCUAUGCUGAUAUCGACCGGGAUCGACCGGGAGAGGGGUAAGUGUCAACGGUUAGA